Messenger RNA from Ilex paraguariensis (yerba mate), 678 nucleotides. The record is from the annotation of a GenBank genome assembly. NCBI's taxonomy places the organism in Eukaryota, Viridiplantae, Streptophyta, Magnoliopsida, Aquifoliales, Aquifoliaceae.
AUCUCUUAAUAUUUUCCCCCAUUUCCAUCGCAUCCAAUUUUCUCUCUCACCCACGCUCAAUGUCAGAGACCUAUGCCUCGUAGACUCCCCUUCGCGCCUUCUAUCCCUCUCCUUCCCUCUCUCCGUUAAGCCAUCUCCACCGAUUCCACCGUCGCCCCAGCGACACCGCCACCCACCCGCCUCCCAGAGUUGCAGCGGGUGCUCAUCUUUAUACUGAUCCCUCUUUUCUGUUCGUUGCUACACUCCGCGGCUCAAACACCAAUUAGGAACAUGGAUGGGGAUAUACCUAAUAUAAAGAAGUGGAUUGUGUUCUACCCAAUUUACAUAAAUUCAAAGAAAACGAUUGCUGAGGGUCGGCGGAUUAACGCUAGCAAAGCGUGUGAAAACCCUACUUGUGUUGAGAUUCGUGAUUGUUGUAGCUACCUCAAACUCCCUUUUGCUAUUGAGAUUGAUAAGGCGUAUCCGCGUGAUUUUAUGCAAAGAGGGAGGGUGAGGGUUUUGCUGAAAAAGGAAGAUGGGACUCUGUGCAAUCCGGCUAUAUCUUCUAGGAAACAGCUGAUGCUCCAUGUUGCUGAGUUGGUUCCGAGACACCCUGGGAGGACUAAGAAACAGGAACCCACAUCCACCUCGACUGCUGCACCUUCCAAGUCUGGGAAGGGCGGUAAAAAGAAGAGAUAG